Molecule: messenger RNA, 1620 nt
Organism: Priceomyces carsonii
Lineage: Eukaryota; Fungi; Ascomycota; Pichiomycetes; Serinales; Debaryomycetaceae
Gene: PGA5
Product: 1,3-beta-glucanosyltransferase
Exons: 1
Coding region: 1-1620 (539 amino acids)
Biological process (GO): fungal-type cell wall (1->3)-beta-D-glucan biosynthetic process; fungal-type cell wall organization
Cellular component (GO): plasma membrane
Molecular function (GO): 1,3-beta-glucanosyltransferase activity
Source: RefSeq, a predicted model, not a curated record
AUGGUUGCUGUUUCCUGUUCUGAAUCAGAAUCUCCUUCGGAACUUAUCGCACCAAUCGAUGUUAUUGGUAAUAAGUUCUUCGAUAGUAAGACAGGAAAUCAAUUCUUCAUCAAAGGUAUCGCAUACCAACAUUCAAGAAGCUCAAACAAACAUCCUACUGAAUUUGAAAUGAUCCCAUAUUGGGACUCAUUAACCAAUGCAUCUAUAUGCGAAAGAGAUGUGAAAUACUUGAAAGAAAUUGGCAUCAACACAAUUAGAGUAUACCAAGUUGAUCCGUUAGCUGACCACGAUCAAUGUAUGAAUAUUUUCUUAAGAAAUGGAAUAUAUGUAUUAGCCGACCUAUCGGAGCCGAGUUUAUCAAUUAAUAGAGAGUUUCCAGCUUGGGAUGUAGAUUUAAUUGAGCGGUACACUUCAGUAGUAGAUUCUUUGCACAAAUAUGACAAUGUGCUAGGCUUUUUCGCAGGUAACGAAGUAACAAAUUCCAAUAACAGCAUAGGUGCUUCUCCGUUCGUAAAAGCGGCGAUAAGAGACAUUAAGGCAUACAUGAAAAAUAAACGUUAUCGUAAAAUCCCAGUCGGUUAUGCGGCUAGUGACAACGCCGAUAUUAGACACGUCCUUUCAAGCUACUUUAUCUGCGAUCGUGAAGAAGAUCGAACGGAUUUCUUCGGAAUCAAUAUGUAUGAAUGGUGUGGGUAUUCUUCGUACCCAACCUCAGGUUAUCGAGAGAGAACAGAAGAGUAUAAAAAUUUCCCUGUACCAAUAUUUUUUAGUGAAUAUGGCUGUAAUGUUGCGAAACCAAGACCUUUCACUGAAGUUGAGAGUUUAUAUGGGCAACAGAUGGCGAAAGUGUGGUCUGGAGGGAUUGCUUACCAAUAUUUUCAAGAAGAAGAACACGAUGGCUUAGUGAAGGAAAACUCAGAUGGAUCUUUGACUAUCCUUGACGAUUUUUAUAAUUUCAAAAAUAGGUUAAACUCUAUUUCAGUUCAAGGAAUACACAAAAAUGAUUAUGACAUAGCGUUUCUAAACUCUUCUUAUGACGAGAGGGAAAAUCAUUGGUAUGCAUCAAAUUCUCUACCUGAGAAACCGGAUUCCAGUAAGUGCGAAUGCUUGCAAUCUACUCUUAGUUGCAUUCUUACGCCCUACAUGGAGGUCCACGAGACUUCAAUUUUGAAUGAACUUUGUUCAGUUAUUGAUUGUUCAGAUAUUGAAGCAGAUGGAUUGAAAGGUAAAUAUGGAAGAUUUUCGGAUUGUAGCAUCAAGCAGAAGAUAUCUUAUGCAUUAAAUAAGCAUUACUUGACAAAUGAUAGAAGAAGAGCAUCUUGCGAAAUGAGCGGAAGAGGCAUACUAGUGACUAAUAGCGGUGAGAUUGACUUAGCUAGCAUAUAUGCAGGAGAUGGACGAACUUGUCAAGAAGCAAUAGGUGACGCAAUGAACUAUGAGAAAGAGAAACACAACCAAAGAAUCAAGAACUAUUUAAAGCCGAUUCAAUACAUUGUACCAAAAAGUAACUUUCAUAGUUGGGCUAGGAAAAAUGUAGCCCAGUCUGGGGCCCCAUUGACAUCAUUUCCUCAUUUAAACAAUCUUUGGCUCUUCAUGGGAAUAUUGUUUGUAGUAAUGUGA